Messenger RNA from Vigna radiata var. radiata (mung bean), 522 nucleotides. RefSeq names its product glutathione S-transferase L3-like. The record is from RefSeq and is a predicted model, not a curated record. Lineage: Eukaryota; Viridiplantae; Streptophyta; Magnoliopsida; Fabales; Fabaceae. Gene Ontology annotation, molecular function: glutathione transferase activity. The transcript is spliced from 7 exons. The coding region runs from base 1 to 522 and encodes 173 amino acids.
AUGGCAACUUCUGUGUUAAAUGUUCGGCCUCCUGCAUUAACUUCCGUAUCUGAACCACUCCCAUUUUUUUAUGGAACCACAAGGUUGUACAUUUGCUAUCUGUGCCCUUAUGCACAACGUGCAUGGAUAACUAGGAACUGCAAGGGACUGCAAGACAAGAUCGAAUUGGUUCCUAUUGACCUCAAAAAUAGGCCUUCUUGGUAUAAGGAUAAAGUGUACCCUCUCAAUAAGGUGCCAUCGUUGGAGCACAAUGGCAAGGUUUUAGGAGAAAGUCUUGAUUUGAUCAGAUAUAUAGAUGCCAACUUUGAAGGGCCAUCUCUAUUUCCAAGUGAUCCUGCCAAGAGGGAAUUUGGAGAGCAAAUGAUAUCCCAUGUUGAUACGUUCACCAGUGGCGUAUACUCUUCAUAUAAAGGAGAUCAUCCUGUACAACAAACCAGUGCUGCUUUUGAUUACUUGGAGAAGGCUCUUGGUAAAUUUGAUGAUGGACGAUUCUUUCUUGGCCAAUUUAGUUUGGUAAGUUGA